GAACAGCAGCGCCACGUUGGCAAAAUCGACAAAAUUACAAACUUUGGAUGUCGUGUGGCGGCGAGCGGUCUGAGGGACACAGCGCAGCUCUUCUCUCCGACUCACCUAUUCUCCUGUCCUUUUUAACGUUUAUUUGAUAGAUUUUCCAGUAAACAAAUCUUUUGACAUCAUAUCGCGGAUAGUGCAUUUUAUCUGUAUUUUAUUGAGAACAUAUCGGCAAACAGCUACUCACCAGCUUCCAGGUUUUUUAUCAAUUCGCCGAAGUUGCUAGAAGAAUGGUGAAGGCUGUCGGCUCUGAAAUGCAUAGAGGAACCAGCUUCCAAGAAACAGAGCCUGAAAAUCAGACUCAAGAACCAGAAGGUGGCGGGAAGGAACAUCCAGUGUCAGAGCCUGGCAUGAUCUGGAAGGUGACCGGUGGCAUCUUCAGCGUCACCAAGGGAGUGGUGGGAGCCACAGUAGGCGGCGUGGCCUGGCUGGGAGGAAAGGGCUUGGAAAUGACCAAAUCUGCAGUGACGAGUGUGCCAGCUGCCGGCGUGGGCUUAGUGAAGGGCGGCGUAUCUGCAGUGGCGGGUGGCGUGAGCACCGUAGGGUCAACGGUGGCCAGCAAAGUAACUUUUAAAGCAAAGAGGAAGGAUAAAGCGGAAUGAACUGGCAGUGUUGGGUGAGCUCUGAAGGGACUAGAAGUUUUAGGCCGUGACUUUCUGUGACGCGUCCAUAUGUGUCUGCUUCGUUUUUUUUUUUUUUUGUUUUUUAAGUUUUCAUUUUCAGUAUUAAGAGUUUUGUUGGAAAAAAAUAUUUGUAUAUUUUUUAAACAAACCAGCAAAUGUGUAACCAUCAUUUCAAGCUGUACAUGUUCAACGCAGCAACGUGUUUAUAGUGCCUCCCAAGACGUGCGUCACACAUUUGGAAUUAUGACUGGGGUUGGAAGUUUCUCUCCAGCGUUCAAGAAUCUUUCCGUUGCCCAGCUACACCAGAUUUUUGACUCAUGUAAGAAUGUGCCUUUUAGUUUCUUAAGUUUCCAUGAGAGUGUGAAGUGCAUCACCUCUCUGCCUUGACCUGUGGGCCAUUUCCAAGAAUAACGUCUUUGUGUUUGUUUGUAACAGCUCUUUGAUAUUUAGGGGAAGGGCAUGAGCUGUGGAUGUGAUGUUGUUAACUUGUACUUUGGACUGUGGGACGGGUUGGAGACAUGGAAGGGUGGUGAGUUGGUCAUUUGUGGCUGGCACAAAUGUUGAAUUUUUUUUGUAUUAUUUCACUAAUAAAUAUGGCAAAAAAAAAGGGACUGUGAGACUUCGAAGAAAAAAUGUGGAGAAAUUGGAAUUAACUGUUAAGAGGCUAAAUAUUCUGACUACAUAUACAUUUACUCACUGGCAGCCCCUAGUGUGUUGUCUCAACUGCCCGCUCCGAUCAUUACAUUGCACUCAUUUGACAGCCCACCCUGUCUGCUCAAGACUUUGGACUGCCGUGCUUGUUGAGACUUUUCUGCAGCGUCACCCACAUGCCCAGGGUCCGGAUUAAGACGAAAUUGGGCCUGAUGCUGCAGCGCAAAAAAGGCCUAUUUUUUUCUCGACAUUAUUGGUGCAUGUGCAUUCGACACUCACUCGUCUGUCUUCAUCUGGGCCUAUUUCAGGAAUGGGCCUAAUGUUGCAGCAUCAAUAGCACCCACCUUAAUCCGGCCCUGCACAUGCCCCACCUUAGCUGCUGCCACCACGUUGUUUUUGUCUUCAUGUUUUCAGAAACAUUAAAUAGAAACAUCUGCCAUUGCUUUUCACAUGCAUGCAGUUUUACACAGAGAGGGGCACACAUCCAAGCGUUGUGCUGUCACCUUCACUGCAGCCUUUGAGGCUUCCAGAUCUUUCUGAGGCAGGUAACACGCGGGUCCAAUUUCAUCAGCCUUUUGAUUUUGUUCGACAUUGUCCUCCCACAGGUAAGGCUGAGCUGCCAAGGCCUUGAGAGUUCCAUUUUAUUUCUGGGUUUUGCCUUAUGGGGCUUGCUGUUGUAGCGUGCAUUUGCCUGCACAGGGACCUGGGAAUCCCAUAAGGUGCAGGUUGGUGAGCGUAUUUAUAGAAUCAGAUGAGGAUUUGGUUAGUAAUUAGUGUCACAGCGGGAUGCUAAAAAGCAAGGAAACAAAAAUGGGCAACAUAGGGCUUCUUUUUUGUUUUUGGAAUGAGCCUAACCUUUCUUAAAUUUGCUAAUAAAAGAAGACUUUCUCAUUGGA
This is a messenger RNA of Erpetoichthys calabaricus (reedfish), 2215 nucleotides long. RefSeq lists its product as uncharacterized. The record is from RefSeq and is a predicted model, not a curated record. NCBI's taxonomy places the organism in Eukaryota, Metazoa, Chordata, Cladistia, Polypteriformes, Polypteridae. Bases 276 to 647 code for a protein of 123 amino acids. The transcript is spliced from 3 exons.